Molecule: messenger RNA, 3385 nt
Organism: Betta splendens (Siamese fighting fish)
Lineage: Eukaryota; Metazoa; Chordata; Actinopteri; Anabantiformes; Osphronemidae
Product: angiomotin-like 2a
Exons: 11
Coding region: 230-2281 (683 amino acids)
Biological process (GO): establishment of cell polarity involved in ameboidal cell migration; actin cytoskeleton organization; hippo signaling
Cellular component (GO): bicellular tight junction; plasma membrane; cytoplasmic vesicle
Source: RefSeq, a predicted model, not a curated record
GCGAGAGCGAGAGCGAGGAGCGCGGCAGCCCGUCCACGAGCCGGAGGAUGAGACACGUCUGACUCACCGAGGCGCGUGGAACUACAGGAGCUACUGUGAAUUUUGCACUUCGAGGUCGAGACGAGCGUUUUUCUUUGGUUAUGAUGAGCGCUUAGGCUGGUUCACGGCUGAUUUUAGAACCAGUGAUCCGGAGCCGGACUGUUCUCAAUAGGAAGCGACCCGGAGCAGCAUGUCGUCCAGUGAGGAGCCGUCUGGAACGGUCCUGCACCGGCUCAUCCAGGAACAGCUCCGCUACGGGAACCCCACGGACACCCGCACCUUGUUGGCCAUCCAGCAGGCCCUGCGCGGAGGCAGCGGCAGCCACGCCGGACCCAGCCCGCGCUCCUCCCUGGAGAGCCUCACCCAGGACGAGACCCCCUUCCCUCAGCUGUCCGCACGGCAGGAGCCCCAGGGCCAGGAGCACCAGGGCGACUACCAGCACUCGGAGAGCGGCUACCAGCUCUACCAGCUGCACGGCGAGGAGCUGCCCACCUAUGACCAGGCCAAGGCCCAGUCUCAGUAUCUGGCCUCCCACUGGGCCCCCGCGGGCCCCCUCGGGCAGCUCCAUGAGGAGAAGCUCCUGCACGAGGGCGCCUUCCACGAGGAGGCCGACCCGCUGGACGCGAGGUGCGGCCACGCGCGCUCGCUCAGCGAGCAUCGCCUGCAGAUCUCCCUGGAGAGGAGCGACGCGGCCGCUAAGGCGGACGCCCUCAGGAGCACGUCUCACAGCUACCCGGAGCUGCCGUGCUACGCGCCGCAGGCCCCGCCGGCCACGGGGCCCGGCCCGGAGCAGCGCUGCCCGCCCCCGGAGUACUCGGCCCCGGUCCAGGGCCACGGAUUUAUCCCCCACCCGGCCCAGGAGCCGGCGCAGGCACAGCAGCACAGGUACGUCCAGUCUGAAGUCCCCUGCUACGCCACGUUCGCCAGCCUGCCCCCUGCAGGCCUGGAGGAGCCCAACCAGCUGGAGCUGCUGCUCAUGGAGAACGAGAGGCUGAGGCAGGAGCUGGAGGCGCACCGAGAGAAGAGUGGCCGCAUUCAGAAGAUGGAGGACGAGAUCCAGCGCAUUUCCGAGGCCUACGACACGCUGAUGCAGGGCAGCAGCAAGCGAGAAAACCUGGAGCAGGCGCUGAGGAGGCGGCUGGUGGCGGAAAUCAGGAGGCUGCAGGACUUCAACAGGGACCUCAGAGAAAACCUGCAGAACGCCAGGACGCACGUGGCGAAGGAGGUCCAAGCGGCCGACCACAACCAGAACCUCAUGGCGAAGCUCCUGGAGCAGAAUGAGGAGCAGAACCUCGAGCGGGAGCGCGUGGAGCGGGAGCUGGAGCGGCUGCGCUCGGCGGCGGAGGAGCAGAGCCUCCGGGCCAAGCGGCUCGAGGAGGCCCUGGAGGCGGCGCGGGGACGCGGGCGGCAGCUCGAGGAGGAGCUGAGGAGGAAGAAGGCCUACGUGGAGAAGGUGGAGAGGCUCCAGGGCGCGCUGGCCCAGCUGCAGUCCACGUGCGAGAAGAGGGAGACUCUGGAGAGGAAGCUGAGGACGCGACUGGAGCAGGAGCUGAGCAGCCUGAGAGCGCAGCAGAGGCAGUCCCAGCCACCGGGAGUGACCAUGAACUCCCUCCAGGAGCGCCUGCGCGAGCGCGAGGAGCGGAUCCUGGCGCUGGAGGCCGACACGGUGCGCUGGGAGCAGAAGUACCUGGAGGAGAGCACCAUGAGGCAGUUCGCCAUGGAGGUGGCCGCCACCGCCGCCGCCCAGAGGGACACCACCAUCAUCAACCACUCGCCUUGCCACUCGUCCAACAACAGCUUCAACGACGACCUGCCGGGUACCGAUUACAGGAAUCAAGAGAUGGAGAACAGGAUUCGAGCCCUUUACGCUCAGAUUUUGGAAAAGGACGCCGUGAUCAAGAUCCUCAACCAGCGGCUGCACCAGGACCAGGGCCGGAGCGAGGAGCCGAGCCCCCCCACAAACCUGCUGAACACGGCCGGGGCGCCCCUCCGGCCCGCGUCCUCCACCCCCUCCCUCUGCACCAUGAAGGCAACCAAGAGCCGAGGUAAAAGUCUUUCAGAUGAUCAGACCACUCAGUCUGAACCUGGGGCAGCGGAGCAGCAGGCGGAGGGAGCCAAAGCCAAAGAGACCACCAGCACAACGAAGCUCAGUCGAGACAAGGCAGCUCCUAGGAAGCUGCUGUUAAAUCCAUUCAGAGGCCUGGAUGAGUUGGAGUCGGAGGCAGUGGAAAUCUUCAUUUAGAGGACUGAGGAGCGGCUCUGAAAGAAACCAACAACUGAGAACCUGUGAAGAGUGAAAGUCUGCGAGUGAUGGGGGGGGGUGGGGGUGGGGGGUGCAAGAAUGUUGUGGAAGGAGGCUGAUGCACGACAAAAUGACUUAAUGCUCAACUUGCUCUCACCAAGCUGGACAGCUGCAGGCGGCCUGUGAGGCUGGGUGAGACGCAAUGACUCUCCCAAGGUACUUAGACAGUAUUGUGGAUUGUAUAGGGCAACAUGUUCUCAGAAUGUAUGUCAACAUAUAUAUAAAUUAUUGUAAUUGCUGCUUUCCCUGAGUUCCCUCCUUCCCUAUUUCAUAUAUUCUGUUGAUCCAGUGAGUCCAGAAGAAGCUAUGUAUGUAUGUAUCUUAUCUGGUUUCCACAUUCCCCCAAAUAGUAAUUGAGUCAUACUUUAAUAGACAAACAUUCACUAAACGGUUAUCCACGUCUGAAAAAAAUGUUAAUCUGUCUAACAUCACUCCCUCCUCCCGUGGAUGUUUAACUGUGUGGAAGACUUUGAUCCAUAAUUUAAGCUAAUAACACAUGAAACACUGCUGAUGGAAAUGCUCCCGCUGUUGGCGUCCGCGAAGCCGGAGUAGCUGGUUCUACAAAGACUCGAGGGGGAACGAGAACAGCGAGAUGCAUAACACAUAAUAUAUAUUUGAUCUAUUUUUUUUUCUUUUGCCAAACUGACACAGAUCUGUUGUAAUUGUAUGUUUGCAUGUGUGACAACAGUAUGCGAGUGUCUUUCCUGAUGGUGAUUCUGCUGGUCCGGUCACCGAUGUGGAUACAAGUUGAAAACAAUGUUGUUUACUGUGAGCUUUGAACUAACGAACAGAUUAUUAUUAUUAUUAUUAUUAAUAUUAUUGUUAUUAUUAUUAUUUAGUUCUUGAUAUGACAGUGCUUUGAGCAGGAUACCAAAGAGUUCCACUUGUUGUAAGUUAUAUGCUGACAAUCACGGUCAUGUCCGGCUGUACACAACCGACCAAGUGUUGACGUCAAACAGGCAUUUCUGUGAACUUCAAACACUAUGAAGGUUUUGCAGUUGAAUUCAUGCAACAUUUCAUAAAGCAAUAAACUAUAUGAAAAUG